Molecule: messenger RNA, 1847 nt
Organism: Cydia fagiglandana
Lineage: Eukaryota; Metazoa; Arthropoda; Insecta; Lepidoptera; Tortricidae
Gene: Mf-cpa
Product: carboxypeptidase B-like
Exons: 11
Coding region: 173-1837 (554 amino acids)
Biological process (GO): proteolysis; regulation of alternative mRNA splicing, via spliceosome
Cellular component (GO): nucleus
Molecular function (GO): zinc ion binding; metallocarboxypeptidase activity
Source: RefSeq, a predicted model, not a curated record
UGCUACGUGAUAAAAUGGCGUCUAUAGAGUACCGUUCGGUGUCCUCGUAAUUUUUUAUAACAAUUACGAUUUAAAUGAUAAAGUACUAACUAAUGUAUAGUUUUUCUUCACAGUUUUAUGUUUAACGCUUAGAAAGUUCGAAAAGCCCUCUAAACGUUUUUGUAAGAGUGCAAUGUCCGAGGAGUCGGAGCGGCAUGGCGAGUCGGCGGCGGCGUCACCGAGCACCGGCGGAGCGAGCGCCGCGCGCGUUGUGUUGACCGCGCACCAACUCGAAGCCGCUGCCGCGGAGACGCUUCGGUCCGCGUGGUCCUCGCAGGACUCGUACAUUGACCACCUCGAAACCUUGAACAAGCAGCUGGAAGGUAGCUUGGAAAAGGCGAAAGAGGUAGAAGAUAAAAUCAAACAGCAAUAUGCAGAAUCACAACAUAGAGAGAAAGUGCUUGUUAGGAGGCUCGCUGCUAAAGAGCAGGAGAUCCAAGAUUAUGUUAGUCAAAUUACCGAGCUCAAAUCAUCACACGCAAGUCUGAACGGGCGACCAACUUUACUGGAUCCGGCAGUCAACGUACUUAUCUUAAGGUUAAAACAAGAACUAACGUCCACGAAGACGCGACUAGAAGAGACGCAGAAUGAAUUAUCAGCGUGGAAGUUUACGCCAGACUCGAAUACGGGGAAGAAGCUGAUGGCAAAGUGUAGGCUUCUACAUCAGGAGAAUGAAGACUUGGGACGCAUGACGUCGAGCGGGCGGAUAGCGAAACUGGAAGGCGAUCUGGCGUUGCAAAAAAGCUUUAGUGAAGAAGUGAAAAAGUCACAAUCAGAACUGGACGAUUUUAUACAAGAGCUAGACGAGGACGUGGAGGGCAUGCAGAGCACGGUCCUGUACCUGCAGCAGGAGCUGCGGGCGGCGCGGGGAGGCGCGGGCGCGGUGAACGGCGCGCGCGCGUCGCCCGACAAGCGCGCCUACAGCCCGCGCGGCGACGCCGGCGCCGGCGCGCCCGCCGGCAAGCGCCGCCGCGCCUCCGUGCUGUCGCUCGACUACAACGAGGACGAGGAGCCGCUAACCGUGUUAAGAAUAUCUGACGGCAAGCCAACAAACAAAGCGGUUUUCAUCGACGGAGGCAUCCACGCCCGGGAGUGGAUCAGUCCAGCAACCGUCACCUUCUUCAUCAACCAGUUCGCGGAGAACUUCGACGAGGAGUCCGAUGACAUUAAAAACACGGACUGGUAUUUCUUGCCCGUGGUGAACCCUGAUGGUUAUGAGUACACGCACACAACCGACCGGCUAUGGCGGAAAAACAGGAAACCGAGCAACCUGGCCAGAGUGUGCUCGGGGACAGAUCUCAACAGGAACUUUGGAUACCGAUGGGGAGGCAAAGGAGCUUCCAGUAACCCUUGCAGCGAAACCUUCCGAGGCAGGACCGCAUUCUCAGAACCGGAAUCUAAGGCUCUCGCUGAUUUCAUUAAGAGCAGUGGUGCCAACUUCUCGGCAUACCUGACAUACCACAGCUACGGUCAAUACUUGCUGUACCCCUGGGGCUACGACAAUGUGGUGCCUCCAGACUACAAGGACCUAGAUGAAGUCGGCAAAACUAUUGCUAAGGCUAUUGAAGAAACCGGUGGCUCCAAAUACUCAGUAGGAUCAUCCAGUGGCCUCCUGUACCCAGCCUCCGGGGGCUCCGAUGACUGGGCUAAGGCUCAGGGUAUUAAGUACAGUUACACUGUAGAACUGAGUGACACGGGUCGCUAUGGCUUCAUCCUGCCUACAUCAUACAUCAAUCCCGUGGCAAAGGAGUCUUUAGCGGGUCUUCGGGCACUUAUGAAGAUCAUUCAUCAUGGUUAACAUUGCAUUU